Messenger RNA from Sycon ciliatum, 730 nucleotides. RefSeq names its product large ribosomal subunit protein uL13-like. Gene Ontology annotation, cellular component: ribosome; cytosolic large ribosomal subunit. Gene Ontology annotation, molecular function: mRNA binding; structural constituent of ribosome. The record is from RefSeq and is a predicted model, not a curated record. The coding region runs from base 91 to 696 and encodes 201 amino acids. Gene Ontology annotation, biological process: translation; negative regulation of translation. Lineage: Eukaryota; Metazoa; Porifera; Calcarea; Leucosolenida; Sycettidae. The transcript is spliced from 8 exons.
AUUACGCAUGCGCCGAGGGACACAAAAAUGGCGUCUAUCUUUCACAAAAUCCUCUUUCUUCUGUGACCAGGACACAAUAGGAUAGCCAACAUGGUGUUCGAGCGGCUAAUCCUUAUCGACGGGCGCAACCAUUUGCUCGGCCGAUUGGCAUCCACCAUUGCCAAGGCCCUGCUCUCUGGUCAACGGGUGGUUGUUGUGCGAUGCGAGGAGAUCAACAUCUCCGGUAGCUUCUACCGCAACAAGCUGAAGUACCUCAAGUACCUCCGCCUCCGUUGCAAUGUCAAGCCAUCCCGUGGUCCGUUCCAUUUCCGUGCCCCAAGCAAAAUGCUUGUGCGUGUUGUGCGUGGUAUGAUCCCCCACAAAUCAGUACGUGGUGCUGCGGCCAUGAAGCGCCUGAAGGUGUUCGAGGGUGUCCCUCCACCAUAUGACCAGAUGAAGAAGAUGGUGAUCCCUUCAGCUCUCCGAGUCAUCCGCCUUCGCCCUGGCCGCAAGUUUUGCCGUCUUGGACGCAUCGCCCAUGAAGUUGGCUGGAAGUACCAGGAUGUUGUGUCCACCCUGGAGGAGAAGCGCAAGGCCAAGGCUCUCGUCUACUACGAGAACAAAAAGAAGAUCCUGAGAAGGAAGGCCGCAGCAGAGAAGCGCGAAGCAACCAAGCUUGCACCUCUCAACCAACAACUUGCUCUGUACGGACACUAAAUACAAUAACUAUGGGCAUUCAUGCUCCGAAAGA